Cryptotermes secundus is the source of this 1690-nucleotide messenger RNA. RefSeq names its product N-alpha-acetyltransferase 80 (gene Naa80). Lineage: Eukaryota; Metazoa; Arthropoda; Insecta; Blattodea; Kalotermitidae. The record is from RefSeq and is a predicted model, not a curated record. Gene Ontology annotation, biological process: protein acetylation. Gene Ontology annotation, cellular component: cytoplasm. Bases 401 to 937 code for a protein of 178 amino acids. The transcript is spliced from 4 exons. Gene Ontology annotation, molecular function: N-acetyltransferase activity; acetyl-CoA binding.
UGAUUUUUCGGUUGCGCUGCAAUUGCCAGUUUCCUUGGUGUGCCGUCGUCUUAAGUUAGUUGUGGGACCGUCGCCGUUGCCCUUAUCGUGACCCAAUCUAUCAAUGAUGAUCAAUGAUGGUUAUUUUCCGAUGGCAGUGUCCGAUCGGUUCAAUCCGAUGCGAUCAGUGGUUAGAGUCGCGAUGGAGCAUGGGCGGCAAUCGGUAACGAUAGGCGCGAUAGGUAGUGCUAAUUUUUGUAUGCGGAUAUAGAUAAGAGCGGACAAGGAGUGCAAAGAGGGCAAAGAGUUAGUUUGUUAGUGCUGAAAGGUGCUUGUUGGGGGUAGUGGUGGUGCAAGUGCAGUAGGUUCAUUAGUGUAAGUUUCUGUUCGUAAUUUUUUAGAAGAAGCGCUGAGUAAUUUUAUGAUGUGCGAAGGGCAUUUCAGUGGAUCUGAAAGAUUGGAAGUCGUUGAAAUUCACCAUCAUCCGCAAUUAUUGGAGCAGUGUUGCGAUAUACUCAACAUGGAAUGGCCUAGGAGUAAAACUGUGAGACUAAGAAGUUUGAUGAUGUCCUGUGACAGUUUACCAACAUGCCUUGUCCUGGUCCAGUCCUCUGAAGUCUUAGGCCACAGCAAAUUGUCACCAAUACCUGGUCUGCCUUUGGGAUGUGUAAUUCACUCAGGUUCAAUUGUUGUUCAUCCUGAACACAGAGGAAAGGGACUUGGGAAGUUCCUUAUGGCUAAAACUGAAGAAUGUGCAAAAAGGGAUGGAAGUAGCUCUUCAGAGAGACAAACACACCAGAUCAGUAGAAGUGCUUGGGGCAUAACCAACAUAUGUUACAAAGGAAAUUAUUACAAUGCAGGUUUGCAUAGUCAUUUUUACAUGUAUUAUUGUUGGAAUGGUAGUAGCAUCCUAAGAGACUUCGAAAUAACUGUGUUAAAAAAUAUGCUCUGGAACUAAAUAAACAGCAUCUACGCCCAUUUCCAGCCCUGAUUUUGUAUCUCACAAGUUACAGAAAAAUAACGCAUAUGACCCAUUAAAAUUGUGAAUUACCGCUUUCUAGUUUGUGAAAUAAUCUCACCUCAGGUGAGCAGACAGCAGUAUUUUCUCAUCCCUGGCUAUGACUCUACUGUAAAAUUAGGACACUUUAUUUUCUGGAUUAAAAUCUCAACAAUUUUAAUGUUAUAUUUUUGUACCCAAAACAGUGAAACACAGUCUGUUGCAAAUAUAGGUAAACUGAAAGCAUAAACCAAAAGUAAGCUAUCCACAAAUAGGCUUUAAAAUAUCAAAAUUUCAGAGUACUUUGAGAAGAAGAUAAAGAAAAUAAAUUUUGUGCUGUUUGGGUAAGCAUCAUGCAUAAAAGAGAAGCUGCAAGGAAUAACAUUUUGUCUAAAUCUACCAAACAGUAUAUGGAAUUGAAAGGUGAGGGGCUUAUUUUGACAACUAAUAUAAUACAAGUCAGAAUUAACUGAAAAUGUAGGAUGUGAAGGUGCCUAGUAUAUUUUAUGGGGAUAAUAUGUGAAAUAACUCCUUAAAUAAAACCAGAUUUCUUAGAGGUUUACAUCUAAAUAAUGACACUCAGUUCAUACACCCAAAUUUAGGAAGUAAUAAAUCCCAAGUUCUAUGCAUGCAAGUUGAUUAUCCUAUGACCCAUUCUAAAGAAGUAUAAACAGUAUGAUAAAUGAUAUGAACUCCGUCCCAAGUGCAAACAAU